Messenger RNA from Ceutorhynchus assimilis (cabbage seed weevil), 1555 nucleotides. NCBI's taxonomy places the organism in Eukaryota, Metazoa, Arthropoda, Insecta, Coleoptera, Curculionidae. The record is from the annotation of a GenBank genome assembly.
UUGUGGGGUUGUGGAGUGUGAGUGGAUUUCCAUUCAAGAAGCAGGUUGUUAAUUCCCUGGCAAAUCAUGGCAUCGAAUAUUGCAAAAAGUACCAUUUUCCGUGCUGUCGGGACUAGAGGCUACGCUCAGCUGGCCCCAGUCAGUGGCAGCACUAACUACCAAGUUAAUGUAAAAACGCUACCCAAUAAGCUUGUGGUAGUGUCUGCUGAUAAUGAUUCGCCUCUAGCCAGGGUUUCAAUAGUGUUCCGUGCUGGAGCAAGAAACGAAACGAGCGAAAACCUAGGAGCCGCUCACGUAAUUCGCACCGCUGCCGGUCUCUCGACACAAAACAUGACUCAGUUCGCCAUCACCCGCAACAUUCAACAACUAGGAGCCAGUCUAACCGCCACUUCCGAUAGAGAAACCAUUUCUUACACCCUAGAAGGCACUAGACAAGCCGUGGAAAAAGCUCUACCAUACCUAACAGAAGUAGCCACCCAACAAGUCUUUAAACCAUGGGAAUUGGCCGAACUCUCAGACCGUCUCAGAAUCGAUUUGGCCACAAGACCCUUGCAAUUGCGCGCAGUCGAUUUGCUUCACAAAGCAGCCUUCCGUACGGGUUUGGGCAAUUCGCUUUACGCGCCCAAAUUCCAAAUUGGAAAAAUUUCAUCUGAAACUCUUCAGCAUUACGUGUCGAGCAACUUCACUUCGGCUAGAGGGGCUGUUGUUGGAUUGGGACUCGAUGAAUGCAAAAUGGACGAGCUGGCUCAGUCUUUGACUUUGGACGACAGCAAUGGCCAUGUUAAUGUGAGUCCUUACAAAGGAGGCGAAAUAAGGUCGGACAAAGGUGGGAGUUUUGCCUUUAUGGCUGUAGCAGGUGAAGGGGCUUCGGUUAAAAACCCUAAAGAAGCUAUGGCUACUGCUGUUUUGCAACGGGCGCUCGGAGUUGGACCUCAAAUCAAAUGGAGCACUGUAGAUAAUGGUAUUUUGAGCAAGGCUAUUUGCAGUAGUGAAGGCUACGCCUCUUCUGCUAUUAGUGCUACCUAUUCAGACACAGGUUUGGUUGGGGUUUUAAUUGCUGCGCCUGCUAAAGCUGCAGGUAAAAUUUUGGAAGGUGCAGUUAAGGCUUUGAAGAGUGGCAAUGUUACCGAUGCAGAUGUCGCUAGAGGCAAGAACCAAUUGAAAACAGCCCUGCUGCUUCAUCUGGAAAGCGGCUCUGAAGCUGUAGAAUUGCUAGGAAAGCAAGCUGUUUUGGCUGGGGGUGCUAUGUCUCCCUGUGAAUUGGCUGCUGCUGUUGACUCAGUUUCCACUGCCGAUGUUCGUGCUGCACUUUCGAAGGCUGGCCGAAAACUUACAAUUGCUUCAGUGGGUAAUCUAUCCAAUGUACCAUACGCUGACGACCUAAAAUAAGCUAUUUAAUUGUAGCAUGGCUUUGUAAAGUAUUUAAGUUAUUUUUUUUUUAAUAAUUCAAUGUUCAAUAAAUUUAAUUUUACCUGUUUUAUUUUUGUGUAAGAUUCAUAAGAUUUUUACCCUUUUCAACUACAUACUUUUCCUGUUUCCUCAUUAAAUACUCUAA